Molecule: messenger RNA, 3103 nt
Organism: Macrobrachium nipponense
Lineage: Eukaryota; Metazoa; Arthropoda; Malacostraca; Decapoda; Palaemonidae
Product: hemicentin-1-like
Exons: 13
Coding region: 98-2671 (857 amino acids)
Biological process (GO): cell-cell adhesion
Cellular component (GO): plasma membrane
Source: RefSeq, a predicted model, not a curated record
GUUGGGGAGGGGGGACGAAGGCGUCCUUCCGAAGUGACUUUGGUCAGGUCUGCUGGCAAGGGCUCAGUCCCUGGUGAGACGUGAUACCGGCGGCGCCAUGUCCCGGAACAUUCUGAUUGCCUUGUGCCUUGUGGCAGCAGGUGUAGCGGUGACCCUGGGAAGCCCAGCCGGCCCGAAGGACGUCAAGGAGGAGGAGAACCAGGAAGGGAAGCAGCCCAAGAUCACCUACAGCAAGGAGACCGUAGCCAAAGCCGGCGCCGAAGUCAAGAUCGACUGCUCCGUCGAGGGAGUCGAUCUCUCGGGCGUCGAUGGAUUCGGCGUCAGCUGGAGCAAGAUCGACGAAGACAAGCCCACCAACUCCUUCCCAAUCUCGGCCAACGAAAAGGUGCUGUUAUUUACAGACAGGUUCUCCGUCGAGCAUCCUGAUGGUUCUUAUCAGUACUCACUAAUUAUCAAGCAGCUCCAAGAGGACGACACGGGCCUCUACCGGUGCACCGUCAACUUCGGAGAGGAACAGAAGAUCAACGCUGACGUCCCCGUCAAGAUCGAGAGGUCGCCUUACUUCACGGACAAUUUCACCAAAACUCUCACGGUAACUGAAGGAGACGCCAUUAGCAUCGAUUGCCAGCCAGGAGGAAGCCCCAAGCCAGAUGUCUUCUGGGAAAGACUCAACCAAGAACUGCCUUAUUACGGAGGAAAGUUCUUCAAGGCAAACCAGUUUGAUAUCCCACACAUCGAGAGAGACCACGAGGGCCAUUAUGUGUGCUAUGCUGACAAUGGUAUUGGUGACCCUGCUACCUCUCAUAUCAUUUUGGAGGUCCAGUUUCCUCCUCAAGUCAAAGUUGAUAGAGAACAGAUAUUUGUGAAUCCGAAUGACCAGGCAACUCUGACAUGUUCCGUGGAAGCCCAUCCAACAGCUGAUGCCACAUGGUACAAGGAUGGCAUUGUCAUUCUCGGAGACGCGAACACCAAGGUGACAAAGGUCGACAUCAAAGGGAAUGAUGAAAAACGCCCCAUCGGCGUCAACUCAACCCUGGCCAUCGGAGAAGUGGGUGAGGAUGACCUGGGCACCUACACUUGCAAGUCUGUCAACACCAUCGGAAAGACGGAGAGAACCGUUGAAUUGAGAAGGAAGUCACCUCCCAAGAUCAUCAGUCAGUCACGCAGUGAAGUCCUGUAUGACCUGGAAAGAACCAAGCUAAGAGACGCCCUUCCAGUUGUCAUUGAGUGCGAAGCUGAAGGCGACCCGUCACCAAGCUUCCGCUGGAACAAGAACGGAGAACCCUUGAUCUGGCAAGCUGACCCUCGCAUUGACCUCGAGCCGGGUACCGGUAACCUUCUCAUCAGUGACCCGACGCUGGAUGACAACGGCUUGUACCAGUGCUUCGCCUACAACGAACUGGGCACCGCCCUCGGCGACCCAGUGCUCCUCGUCAACUCUUCCAGCAUCCAGUUCUCCAACGCUGCCGAUAACAAAGACAGUUACGAGGUAGAGGCUGAACUCGGACGUCCUUUCAAACUGAGCUGUCCGAACGCCACUGCCUACCCAGAACCCAGCCUGAAUUGGGUCAAGGCCGUCACCAGAGAGGACCAGAUCGAAAUUAUUUUCAUCAGCGAAGAGAGGAUCGUCGCCGAUCCCCAAGGUAACCUUUGGUUCACUCACGUCACUCCGGAAGACGCGACAGAAGGGAACAGCUUCCAGUACAUGUGUCUCGGAUCAACCGUGUUCCAGCCAACUGAUUAUUCCAUCGCCUCCAUCAUCAAUUUGAAGGUCAAACCCCCUGCUGACGGAGGGCUCAACGGGGAAGAGGAGUCUUUGAACGUCGAAUCCUUCAGCAUGUACACAUCGCCCUCCGAAGUCACUUUCAAAGCCUUAGAGGAGAACACUUUGUGGUGUAUAUAUGGUGGCGAGCCAGCUCCUACAGUCAACUGGCGACGAACUGAUGGUGUCGAAAUUGAUAAGGAAAGAUUUGUCACGAGGAACUUUGGCCGUACCCUUGUGUUCAACAACACUCAGCUGUCAGACAUGGGCGAAUACGAAUGCGCGGCCAGCAACGGCGUCGGUGAGACCAAAACCUCUACAAUGACGGUAAUUGUGGAGCAGGCGCCCACCUUCGUCGGGGACAUGGCUUCCCAGACGGUCAAGGAAGGAUCAAUUGUCACCUUCACUUGCGAAGUCGAAGCUACUGGGGAAGUCACCUUCCACUGGUUGUUCAACGGCCGCCCGCUGUCGUCGGAAGGUAACCAUCCAAGAAGAUCCAUUACUGAUAAUGUACUGAGGAUAGAGGACGUAUCCUUAGUAGACAUCGGUAACUAUGCCUGCAAUGCCACCAGCGAGAUUGGCUAUGCCUACGGCCAAGCAACGCUCAAUGUUCUCCCUGGAGUGCACCGUGUGACAAGCUCUGGAGAAGUGACCAAACUGCGCGAGGAGGUGAACAGCCUUCGUGACAUCGUACAGAAGAUGCACGACUUGAUAGAGCGCCAACUGGAGGUUUCCAAUCACAACCACGAGAAACUGCACGAGAUCAGCACCUUGUUGGAGGCCACCGGUGUUGUCAAACCGGUCUCGAUUGACCAGGAUGAGGUCACAGAGACAAGCCCAGCAACGACAGAAGAGCCUGUGGUGGUGGAGGGCAUCGAAGAAACCACAGAGAAUAUUUUUGCUUCAUAAAUAUUUAACCAAAACUUAUAAAAUGGUGCCUUUUAUUGGCACUCGCAAUCAUGGUUUGUUGCUAUUUAAUUUUCGAUGCCGGGGUUUCCUCAGGCCAGUCAUUUCAGAUAGUUGUUCCCAAGAGGUAGAGAGGACCUUAUCUAAAUGGCUUUUUGUUUUCAGUAUGAUAGAGAGGCUCACAGAAUCAAAUUGACCUUGGCCUUGGAUAGUUCAAGAGGCCAACCCUUACAUAUAAUUAUCAAGUGACCUGUAGAUUUAAGGUAGCCACAUAGACAUGGCCUGCACUGUACUGUACACUAAAAAGGGAAGGGGGAGGCUCCUUUUAUGGGGCGUCUCUUAUUUGACCACGCCAGUAUUAGUAGGCUAAUUUUUAUAGGGCAUUUUCUUGUGCAAUAUUGAUAAGCAUUAUUUACAAAUACAAAUUUUUAACUA